Molecule: messenger RNA, 270 nt
Organism: Gongylonema pulchrum
Lineage: Eukaryota; Metazoa; Nematoda; Chromadorea; Rhabditida; Gongylonematidae
Source: the annotation of a GenBank genome assembly
AUGCCUGUACAGAGCAGAAAGAUUGGUUCGAGUUGUGCACUGGGUUUAUUUAUUGGAUUUCAGGAUUACAUUAUAUCAUGUGUCAAAAGGGUGUCAGGCUUGCAUUUUGUGCACUGCAUCCGUCCACUCUCUGUUGCUGGUGCGCAUAUGCAUCCGGAUGAACUUCUUGACCUACAUUACGUUCGAAAUCAGUUGUGCUCCAUCUCACUUGUCAAUUCAGCUCGUGCUCUAAACCAAGGUGUGCAUUUGCUGAAUGUACUUAUUGAGUGA